AUGCUAGAUUUAGAAAAGAACGCAUUAUCAGGAAGGAUACCAGAGUGGAUAGGGGAAAGCCUGCAAGAUUUAAUUGUUCUUAGUCUGCAAUCCAAUAGAUUUUUUGGAAACAUUCCCCUCCAGCUAUGCCAUCUAGCAAACAUUCAGGUCUUGGACCUUUCUUUAAACAAUAUUUCAGGAACUAUACCAAAAUGUAUCAACAAGUUUUCUGCCAUGACUCACGAAUGGGAUACCAAUGCCACCCUCACCACCGACUAUAUCCCCUCUGGAAUUACUUAUCACCUCGGGAUCUAUGAGUAUUUUAACAAUGCAGUGUUGACAUGGAAAGGAAGUAACUUCGAGUUCAAGAAUACUCUAGGAUUGGUAAAGAUCCUUGACCUUUCAAGCAAUAUACUAAGUGGAGAAGUUUCUGAAGAGAUUAUGAGUCUUACAGGAUUGGUUGGCUUGAACCUUUCCAGAAACAAUUUGAGUGGAGAAAUCACUUCAAAAAUUGGUUAUUUAAAAUCAUUGGAUUUCCUUGAUUUAUCAAGAAAUCAGUUUUCUGGUGAAAUUCCUCCAACCCUUUCACUAAUAAGUGGUCUUAGUGUCCUUGACCUUUCAAAUAACAACUUGUCAGGCAGAAUACCAUCAGGCACCCAACUCCAAAGCUUCAAUUCCUCAACGUAUGGGGGGAAUCCCGGUUUGUGUGGGUUGCCACUUCCAACUAAGUGUCCAGGUGAUGAAUCAGCUCAAGGUUCAGCCACAAAUAAUGGAGGAAAAGAGGACACAACCACUAAUAAUGGAGGAAAAGAGGACACAGACGCUCCAAAAGACGACCUAUGGUUUUAUUUGAGUUCGGUAAUUGGUUUUGUAGUAGGGUUUUGGGGAGUUUGUGGGACUUUAUUGUUCAAAGCUUCGUGGAGACAUGCCUACUUCAAUUUCUUGAUUGAUGCGAAAGACUGGCUUUAUGUUACAGCAGCUGUUAGUAUUUCCAAACUGCGAACAAGGCUUAGUUUCUAA
This is a messenger RNA of Pistacia vera, 999 nucleotides long. RefSeq names its product receptor-like protein EIX2. The record is from RefSeq and is a predicted model, not a curated record. The coding region runs from base 1 to 999 and encodes 332 amino acids. Gene Ontology annotation, molecular function: protein binding. The transcript has a single exon. Lineage: Eukaryota; Viridiplantae; Streptophyta; Magnoliopsida; Sapindales; Anacardiaceae.